AUGGGGGCCGCCAGGCGGCCCUGCAUCCCCUCCCACUCGCGCGAUCCCACAAUCUGCACGUCCCGCCCGCCCCCCGGGACCAUCUUGCCGUCCGCGUCCGGCAGACGGAUCUGCAACCUCGCCGCCACGUUCUUCAUCAUUUGCCGCCUCUCCACCGCAGCCGCGUCCUUGCGGCCCAGCACCACCUCCGACUUCUUGAGCACCGAGUCCCGCCAGCUCUUCCACGCCGCGAGGUCCUCCCUCUGCUUGGCCGCGUGGUACUGCGGCGUACUGCGCGCGGGCUUCCACGCGAGCUUGUCCUCGGGCAGCGCCGCGAGGUCGUACACCCGCGCCGACGUCCUCGCUGAGUACGUCCUUGCCCUCGGCGACGACGAGUGCGCGGCGCUGCUCGACAACCGACGGCGGCUUCGUGAGCGGCUCCGCCAGCCAGUCGUAGUUGUGCUGCUCCGUCGUCCUCGCGCGCCGGUUGUCCUCGCGGAGGUACCGCACGGCGGCCUGCAGGCUCGCGAUCUCGCUCUUGAGGGCGUCCAUCUCGCGCGCCGUCGCCACCGCCCGCUCCUGCCCGGCCUUGGCGCCCGCCGCGCCGGCACCGUCGGCGAACGCCUUGCUGUCGCCCGCAAUCUUCUUCCACUUGUCCCGGUCCGUCUCCAGCGUCUUGAGCUCGCGGUCCUGCUUGUCAAUGUCCUCUUGGAGGCUGGCCGCCUUCUGCUUGGCAGCCUCGAUCUGCGCCUCGAGGUCCUCGAUGCGGGAGGCCUUGGCGUUAGCGUCCUUCAUCCGCGACUCGAGCGUCUCGAUCUUGAGGUUGGCCGUGCUGAGGUUCUCGUCGCGCUGCGCAAUCGCCCGGCGGGCCUCGUUGUGCUCCUCCUUAAGGCGGCGCAACUCCUCCUCAGCGUCGACGGGAAUCGUCUUGAUUGCCUUGAGCUCCUGGGAACGGAGCUUCCACGGGGCGGGGCUGAGUUCGAACUCUUGCGUCUGGGACAGGUCCGCGCUGAGUGCCGCCAAGUCCGAGAUCUGGCUGGUGAGGGUGCGGAGCCUCGACAGGUACGUAGAGAAGAGGUCGGACUCGCUCGACAUGGUGACCUUAGUGGUGGCCUUGGAAAUGGUGUCCUGGACUUCGCGGUACGUGUAAGCCUCGCUGCGGCCCUCCUCGUGCAGAAGCGUGUGCAGGUCGAAGCCAAUCUCCCGGGCCAGAGCGGCAAGCUGGCGGGUGGCAUCCUGGCAUUGCUCAAAAGACUCCUUGGUCUCCUGCGGCAGCGCCAAGGAUCUGGACUUGAGAUCUUGCAGGGCUCGGACGGCCUUGCCAGCGAUGACCUUGGCGCUCCGAGUCUGGUUGACAACAAACUCCGACUUCUUGCUGAAGUGCUGUGCCAUCUCGUCGUCUUCGGACUCGCCAGGCACGGCUCUCUGGACCAUGGCUCUCAAGGUAGCAAACGUGGAGCCGGCAGAGUCCAAAUGGCUCUGCAUGACAACAGUCUGCAUGUGCACCUCGGCAAGAUGAGACAUGAGCGCGAUCGUGCGCUGGAGUUCGUCCGCGCACUUUUGCUCCUUGAGUUCGUCCCGGCGCAAACCGUCGAUCCAUCCAUUCAAUGCCCGCUCUACAGGCUCCAGCUCGAACAGGGCGUUCUGGAACCGCUGGAACUGCUCAAUCGAGCAGUGACUGAUGGCGUUGGUGAACCGUCCGCACAUGGACGCGACCCACGUGAGCUUAUCAAUGGCGUCGCAACCGGCGAAGAUGUCGUCCUCGUGGCCGGGGAGCUCCGCCUUGAAAGCGAGCCUUCUGAAUCUCAGCAGAGCGAGCACAGAAUCUUGGUCCUCCUUGUGCUGCUCGGCUUCUUGAGCCUCCAGUCGUCGCAACUCCAGGUCAAUGGUCUUGACUUGGGCCUUGGAAGCGGAGAUCUGGAGCUUCAUGUUCAGGUCCAUCAUGGCGCGGGACUUGCUGUUGAGCUGCUCGGACUCGGUCUCGGUGACAGCGUGCGACGCCCGCAUGUCCUCGAGGUCGCUCUGCAGGCUGGUGACCAGGCCUCUGAAGCGGGACAAAGUGUACUCCAUGUCCUCCAAGGCCUCUUCCUGCUCGCCUGCCCGUCGGGCCUGCUCAGUGAUGACGCUAUCCUUGAAGUCGAGCUCCUCCUGCAUCUCCUUUUCGUUCUGGACGUGAUUGAUCUCCAGUUCGUCGUUGAUCUCCUUGAGAUUCUCCAGAUCCUCGAUGACGGCCUUGAGUUCCUCAAUCUGCUCAGACAUGCUCAUGUUCCGCUCAGUGAGUUCUUCAAUCAUGUCCUCGGCACCCAGAGCGUUGUCCAGCUGCUGUCGGAGGUCCUCAACGGCUGCCUCAGACUGGGCCAACUUGUCCUUCGCCACAUCAAACUGCUCCUUGACGGCGCCAAACUCUUUCAGGUCGUCCUCCAGGGUCUUAAUCUGGUCCUUCAGUUCCUCCUCUUGCUGCUGUGUCAGGUCACGCAGCCGCAGUAG
Messenger RNA from Colletotrichum spaethianum, 2466 nucleotides. RefSeq lists its product as uncharacterized. The record is from RefSeq and is a predicted model, not a curated record. NCBI's taxonomy places the organism in Eukaryota, Fungi, Ascomycota, Sordariomycetes, Glomerellales, Glomerellaceae. Bases 1 to 2466 code for a protein of 821 amino acids. The transcript is spliced from 6 exons.